Aethina tumida (small hive beetle) is the source of this 2761-nucleotide messenger RNA. It is a transcript of the gene mlt, whose product is annotated as tubulin-specific chaperone cofactor E-like protein. Gene Ontology annotation, molecular function: alpha-tubulin binding. NCBI's taxonomy places the organism in Eukaryota, Metazoa, Arthropoda, Insecta, Coleoptera, Nitidulidae. Gene Ontology annotation, biological process: protein folding. The transcript has 6 exons. The record is from RefSeq and is a predicted model, not a curated record. The coding region runs from base 316 to 1725 and encodes 469 amino acids.
GAAUCAAGUUUGCACCGGAUCAGCUGGCAACUCUACCUAUCCGACCAGCUGAUUGCCACAACAAACCGCGAUCGUCGGGCCCCAGUGCGAGAUCGUACGCUGAACGCGCCACGCGAUUCCCGUGUUUUGUUGUUGAAUCAAUCCUGCAGACGACGUGGUGGUUUCGGAGAGUGCCAGGACUCGCAGGACCUUUUGCAUGGACGCGGGUUGAAGACGGUUCGCAAAACCGCAGUGCCAAAUUGGGAUUACCAUCCGUUAGUGCCAUGAAAGAAAACUAAUUUUUUUCUGGGAUCAAACACGAGCCAACCAACCAACAUGCCAUCACUAUUGGAAGCCCUGGAGCAAAAAUAUGGCGAGAGUUCGACCGAAUCCGACUGUUCAGAUGAUGAAGGCAUUUCCGUCUCGAUUUUCGUGCCUUGCAAAUCGGCGAGAACUGUUGUGCCAGCACUGCUCAUUCUUAACGACUGUGACAUCGCCACCGCCGGUGAGAAAGAAGCCCUAGAAGCCAAGUGUUCCGGAGUCGAGGAACUGGAUCUCGCCAAAAACAAACUCAAUCAUUGGAUCGAGGUGUUCGAUAUCCUUCGUCAAAUGCCCAACCUGCGAUUCGUAAACUUGAGCUUUAACGUUCUUUCACAUCCCCUUCCCGAAGUCGAAGUGGAUCGCAGUUUCAAAUGGCAGCACCUCAAAAGUCUUGUGCUGAACUCUACCCGGAUCAAUUGGGAGAGUGUUAAGGAAAUUCUGGAUUUGUUACCGGAACUAGAAGAGUUACAUUUAAGUUUAAACGACUUUAACAUGGUGUGUCUGUGUGAUAAAAACCAAAAACACGACAACGAGGACAUGAAAAAAGAUUGUUUAAAGGACAAAGAAAAUAUUAAGCACAAACAUUCGGUUAUAAAAAUUUUGCACUUCACAGGCAACCCCAUAGAAGACUGGCGAGAGGUUGUUAAACUGGGCUACGCUUUUCCAAGUUUAGAAUCUUUGGUUUUGGCCGAAUGCCCCAUAAAAUCGUUGAGCAUCGAUCCAGAAGACGAACACAAUUGCAACCGGGAAUACCAGAGAUCAGAGAGUGAAUGCGAGUCCAGUAAUCAAAAGGAAUCGCCACAUGAUUCAUUCAGAAAUCUGAAAGUCUUAAAUUUGAAUAGCACCCAGCUGACUACCUGGGACGACAUGGACAGACUUGCCAAGUUCCCCAAUCUCAAACAAGUCAGAGUACAAGGUUGCCCUUUAUGGGAAGGUAAAGAAUAUACGGAACAUGAACGACGACAAUUGCUUAUUUCAAGAUUGCCCAACGUCGAAGUUCUAAAUGGUGGGAAAAUUGAUGCGCAAGAAAGAGAAGACGCCGAGAGAGCUUUCAUUCGAUAUUUCAUGGAAAAACCAGAAAGCGACAGACCCGAAAGAUAUGCCGAAUUGGUUCGGAUCCAUGGAAAACUCGAUCCGUUGGUCAAUGUUGACUUGAAGCCGGAGAAAAAAGUGAAGGUAACGUUCACUUGCGGACAAAAGAGCGAAGUUCGAUUGGUCGAUGUGUAUAGAACUGUGACUGAUUUGAAAUCAAAGUUGGAGACAUUUGCCGGUUUCCCUGCUUCCAAAAUGAGACUAUUCUACGUUGACCAGGAUUUUAAAGACACUAUAAUGGAAUCUGAGGAGAUGAUCUAUCCUAAAAAACAACUGUACAGUUACAACAUAAGAUCGGGCGAUGAAAUAAUAAUAGAGUCAAAGAGAAAAUAACAAUGAUAAGUAAAUAUCCAUAAUAAACCUUAUGUACCACAUUCAUAUUCCUUUCCUCUAUGAUGAUGACGAUGAUGAUGAUGAUAAUGAUGAUACAAAACCACAGACAGAUUCAAUUGAAAAUCAAAUUCCUCGAUUUAUUGUUUGAUGGUUAUUGGGAAGUUUAUUGAAACAAUUUUCGUACGACGAACGAUAUUAAACUUCAUUAAGCAAUUCCAAAACUAGUAAAAGGCAGCCAUUUUUCUUAUAUGUUUACUUAUUAAGUUACAAAAAUACGCAGCAUAUUUUUAUUAAGAGAUUUAAUUUCAAUGUUCCAGUGAAAUUUUAAAGCCAAUGCAUCAGAUGUAUUAGUAUUAUUUCUUAUCAAUGCAUCGAUACAUAUGCAGAAAAUAUUCAACAUAAUUUUAGUGUAGCUUUAAUUAAAGAACGAACUGAUGUGAGUGCCGACUCGAUUUUCCCUCUAGCAAUAAGCUAAACGCUAAUUCCAUAAGAAUCAUAAAUUUCCGCUACAGAACUUAUUUAUUGAUGUAUUUAUUUUCUAAAUGGAACUCUGGUUAUCUAUCUUGCAACACAAAACCAUAAUUAUAGCAUUUUUGAAUGAUGUUCAGUGUUUUCAAUUCUAGGUAUUAUUUUAGAACACACAUUGUGAUAUUUUAUCCUAAUAGACACAAGAUAGAGAGUCAAUGAAACUGCCAUGUAGUCUCUUUUUUAACAAAUAGAUUUUGGUAAAAUAUUAAUUAGAAAUAGCAGAUUUACGUUUAGUUUUCUCGUUUUUGCUCGAUAUAAUAAAAGUCAUAAAUCUGUGCACACAAUAGGUAAUUAACUAAGUGAACAUAUUUUACCAAAACUAUGUCCGAUUUCGUUAGUUGGUGUAUGGUUUUAUUAGUUUUAAUGGGAUUUACUACUUAUUGUGAUAUUGAGACGGUGUUAAAUUUUAUUAAUGCCGUUUAUUGUAGAACUUAUGUACUAACAUACAUACUUAUAUAUAUACAGCUGUACAUUAACAACAUAUUAAAUAAAAAUAUUUUUAAUUCAA